Molecule: messenger RNA, 5097 nt
Organism: Thalassophryne amazonica
Lineage: Eukaryota; Metazoa; Chordata; Actinopteri; Batrachoidiformes; Batrachoididae
Gene: crb1
Product: crumbs cell polarity complex component 1
Exons: 13
Biological process (GO): heterophilic cell-cell adhesion; establishment or maintenance of epithelial cell apical/basal polarity
Cellular component (GO): plasma membrane; protein-containing complex
Molecular function (GO): calcium ion binding
Source: RefSeq, a predicted model, not a curated record
GUGUGCGUGUGCGUGUGCGUGUGCGUGUGUUCAUGGCUGGAGGCUCCUGAUGGUGCUCGGUCUGGGUGAAGUGUGCGUUAAGUGGCUCCGGAGUUUACAACAGAUGAGAUGCUGCAGGCUGAAGCACAGAUCCAGACAUGACAAGCCUUCUGAACAGCCAGCAGGAUGAUUCCCUGUCACCAUUAUGGAUUUAAAUCGCUAUCAUAAUUUCCAAUUACUUGCCUGCACAGUUUUCAUCUCAUCACUGAUUGUGACAGAGGGUAUUUCUGACAAGCAACCUGCAGCAGUGGACCAUUGCUCACCAAACCCCUGCCAAAACGGGGCCAUAUGUCAAACCUGGGUGGACCAUUACGCCUGCUUCUGUGUGCCGGGUUUCCAGGGUACUCACUGUCAGAUUGAUGUGAAUGAGUGCAUCUCAGAGCCCUGCAGGAACGGAGCCACCUGUGUGGAUAGAGUGGGCAGAUUUUCCUGUCUGUGCUCUUCUAGAUUCACUGGAACCACAUGUGAGGAAGAGAUUGAUGAGUGUCAAUCAAAGCCAUGCCUCAAUGGAGGCAGUUGCUAUGACUACGCUGGUAGCUUCACUUGCACCUGCCCACUCGGUUUCCAAGGACAACAGUGUGAAGAAAAUGUUGACGAGUGCCAACAGCAACCCUGCCAAAACGGAGCUGUGUGUAUUGAUGGAGUGAAUGGAUACAGCUGUGACUGCUCUCACACAGCCUUCACGGGGGCACACUGUGAAACCUCCAUCCCAUCAUGCCACUCUGAACCAUGCUUCAACAGCGCCCCCUGUAGGGACCACCAUGGAAACUACACUUGUGAAUGUUGGCCAGGGUUUGAGGGACGGCAAUGUGAGAUUGAUGUUAAUGAGUGCGGCAGCAGCCCUUGCAUGCACGGAGGCCUCUGCAUUGAGAGGUCGUGGCAGGUUCUGUAUGGCAGCGAGCCCCUGCUGCCUGCACACUACGACCAACAACAUGCUGCAGGAUACAUCUGCAGCUGUCCUGCAGGAACAUCAGGUUCUCUGUGUCAGGAGGUGAUGAAUCCGUGUGACCCCAGUCCUUGCCAGAACAGCGGAGUGUGCGAGGCCGGUGUUGGAGGUUACACGUGUCACUGCCUCAGCCUGAGCCCUGGCGCCUUCCUGUAUGGAGGUGUUCACUGUGACGUGAGGCUUCUAGGCUGUGAUGCCCAUGACUGUCAGAAUCACGCCUCCUGCUCUCCUUUCCUGUUGGAUGAAACUCACAGCUACAGUUGUUUGUGCACACCUGGCUACACUGGCCCCCACUGCACCACCUCGACCACCUUCUCCUUUGAACGCAGUGGCUACCUGCUGCUGCAGAGCCCCCUGGUGGACACCGAGUUCUUCUGCAACAUCACCUUGAGUUUCAGGACGGUUCUGGCGAAGGGGGUGUUGUUCCAGCGCAGCACUGAAGGGAUGGUGCUGAGCCUGGAGCUGGAUGAGGGAAGGCUUCACCUCACACUCAGGGAGGAGGUGGACUCUGAGAGUGUAAUCCAAGCUCUCGACCUUCCACGCAACGUCACAGAUGGAGAGUGGCAUUCUGUCGAGGCCGUGCUUGGAAAUCGCGUACUCAGCUUAAAACUUCUGGACAAUUUUUGGAUCUGUGAGAGUUACGAGUGCCACAUGGUGGCCUCAGCCCAAAGCAGCCUGGCUGGAGAUGUGAUACACACUCAGAGCACCUUAAUAGGAGGAGUGCUGGAGGAAACAAAUGGAGGCAGUGAGCUCCCAGCAUUCAUCGGCUGCAUGCGGGAUGUGUUUGUGGAUUGGCAGCUUGUUCUCCCUGAGGAAUGGCUGAGCGAAUCUGUAGUGAACGUUUCUCCUGGCUGCAGUCACAGGGAUCGCUGCCUGGAUGUGCCGUGCCAAAACAGAGGGCAGUGUGUCAACCUGUGGCAGAGCUACCGUUGCAUCUGUCCAAGGCCUUACAAGGGGCACAACUGCGAGGAGGAACAUGUGACUGCACGCUUUGGUAAUGAGGACUCUCACAGUUACGCCGUGUUCUCCAUCACUGAUGAGCUGGUUCACAACCUCAACAUCUCCCUCUUCUUGCGUACACGGAAGAGCAGCAGCCUCCUCUUGGUGCUCGCCAACAGCAGUACCCAACACCUGCGUGUGUGUCUGGAGGAUGGCAAGCCUGCCAUUCAGCUCAAUAAUGGCGAGAUUCUGAGGGCUGAGAGUGCGAUCGAUGAUGGCGAGAUCCACUUUGUGAGUGUAGAGGUGUCGCAGGAGCACAUGGUGCUGCAGGUAGACUCUCAGAAACAGGGCAAAGUGCAGGUGAGGACAGUUAGUGUCCAAUCAGUGGAUGUGGUCCUCGUAGGAGGGAUGACGGACAGCUGGACGACUGCUGAGUUUGGUGGAUAUUUCAAAGGUUGUAUCCAGGACCUGCGGAUCAAUGAUAGGAGGCUGCAGUUUUUUGGGGUGGAUGCAUCAGUGAGAUCCUUCCCUCUGGUUGGCAUGGCAAAUGUGACCUCUGGGUGCUCAGGAGAAAACACCUGCAGUAGAAACCCUUGUCUGAAUGGGGGGAUGUGUUUCUCCACAUGGGAUGAUUUUAGUUGUACUUGCCCCCCCAGCACAGCAGGGCGGCACUGUGAAGAGGUCCACUGGUGUGAGCUGUGGCCAUGCCCCUCAGAUGCACAGUGCAGGAUGCUAAACCAAGGAUAUGAAUGUUACUUCAAUGUCACGUUCUGGAACAGCAGCACUGUUUUGUCCUACCGGGGAAAUGGACACAUAAUCCGCAACCUAACCAAUGUGUCCCUGAACCUGCGCACGCGGCAGCGCCAUGCUGUGAUCCUACAUGCGCAGAAGGAUUCAGCGUUCUUUACGAUCGCUGUCCGGGAUGGUUUCUUCUUCAUGGAGCUUCAAAGCACCUGUAGACAUACAGCGGAAGAGGAGGAGGUGGAGGAGGAUCAGCAUCUGCGUUUAGUCAACCUGAGCAGCCAGAGGAGUGUAAGUGAUGGCAAGUGGCACAGCUUCCACCUGUUCAUGGCGGCACCGUGGGCACACGCUUCCCAUUGGACACUCGUGUUAGAUGAUGACAUACAGAAAGCCAUUGUUUCAAAGAGCCUAGGGGGCAACUUAGACUUCCUCAGGGAAGGGGUGGACAUUUUUUUGGGAGGCCUGGGUCCUGGCGCUGGUGGGAUCCUGGCAGGGUGCCUGGACACGGUGGAGGUGGGUGGCAUCGCCCUGCCUUACUUCAGCUCCUCUGAGGUGAACCUCCCACGCCUCCAGGAGGAGCAGUUCAUCCGGACAUCACCAUAUUUAGUGCUGCCUGGGUGCAGCGGGGCAUCUGUGUGCCAACCCAACCCCUGUCUGAAUGAAGGGCAGUGCCAGGACCUUUUCAACACGUACAACUGCAGCUGCACUGAGGGCUGGGCCGGACGGCGCUGUGAUGUCCUGACAGAUGCCUGUGCUUCUCGUCCCUGUGUCCACGGCAACUGCAGCGCUAAUGUGCUGACCUACAACUGCACCUGUGAGUUUGGAUACAGAGGUGUAGACUGUGAGAAGGAGGUGGAUGUGUGCGAGAACCACGUGUGUGCCCACGGAGGAACCUGUCUGCACGGGCCGGGGAGGUACACAUGCCUGUGUGCUGAGAACUACACCGGACCUUACUGCAAUGAAAGUGUGAAAGAAAUUCCAUGGUACAUUGUUGUCAGAAACGUUAAACAGCCCAAACUUCCUGUUUCUGUGUGCGGAGACGACACCAGAAACUACACCUGCUUCAAUGGAGGGAACUGCACCGAGCGAGAUCUGUCCUGUGACUGUCCACCCGGCUUCACUGGACACAGGUGUGAGCAGGAGGUGGACGAGUGCAAGUCCAACCCGUGUCUGAACGGAGGCUACUGCCGCAACCUCAUCGACAGGUUCAUCUGCGUGUGCGACAUGAGCUACGCCGGAGACGUGUGUCAAAUGGAUCUGACCUCUGACGGUUUGACCUCUGACAUCUUGCUGCCCAUCAGUCUGGUGUCCAUUGUCCUGCUUCUGGUUCUGAUUCUGACCUCUGUCGCCCUGGUAAUGAUGACCCUCAACCGGCGCGCUACCCACGGCACCUACAGCCCUAGCCGGCAAGAGAAGGAGGGAUCUCGGGUGGAGAUGUGGAGCAUCACCCACCCACCACCUGCGGAGAGACUCAUAUGAAACAAAUCAGGACUGUGACCAUGUGCAUGGGCAAUUUUAGCCACUCAGGAACUGAUGAUCUACAUCUGUCUUUCCUGACUGGCAUAUUUGGGCGUAGCACGUAUAUCUGGAAUCUCUGAUUAUUUUUUUGAAUAUCUGCAUUUCAUCCACCUGCUGGUGAUGCGCUGCACCUGCCCACAGCACAUCUAUUGAAAUUGAAGGACUUAACUGCUCAUAAUUAAUCACAGCUGCCAGUAUCUCUGUGUCUGAUCUAUAUUUUUAGGAUAGAUGGGCCAAAUCUGCAAGCGUUGAAUCACAUUAAUAGAUAUACAGCACAAGCAAAUGGAAACAAACAAAUAAAAAAUAACCUCAUUUCAAGCUACUUAAAACUUGAAAAUCAAACAAGCUAAGAGAGAUAGACUGAAAUUGUCUUUUCUUCAGUUACAUUCACACAAAAUCCCUUCUACAGGGUUGUUGGUAUGAUGGUGUUAUUUGAGUUUUAGAAGGCAACAGCCUUUAAACAACCAAAAAAAUAACAGCUUACUUCUCCAAUAUAAUACAUUGCUCAGCUCAAACACACUCUCUCUCACACACACCGACCUUGAACAUCUCCCUCACUUUUUUCUUUCAAGGUUGAAAUCAUACAAAAUCCCUUCUGCGGGAUUGUGUGAAUUUGUGACCCUGUUAGAGUUUUAGAAUAUAACCCGUUACACAAUAAUGAAGGAAAUGUUUAAUUCCAUAAUUUAUGACAUUUCUUCCUUGCGACCCGAUCUCAGACAAGCGGAUGGAGAUGAGAUGAGAUUUCUUGGUGUAAACACUCUCACAGACCCUAUUCACCACAUACUGUACCUUUUGCACCUACAACCCCUGGCAAAAAUUAUGGAAUCACCGGCCUCAGAGGAUGUUCAUUCAGUUGUUUAAUUUUGUAGAAAAAACGCAGAUCACAGACAUGACACAAAACUAAAGUCAUUUCA